AUGGAUGAUUCAAAAAUUAAAUUAUUAGUCAAAAAAUUAGAACGAGGAAUACAAAAAGAAUUUGAAUUGCAUCAAAAAUGGUUAAAUUGUUGGCUUCAUCUUCCCUUACGCAUGUGUCGUCUUGGUGGAAAUAAUGCCCAACAAUUUGCACGUAGUUAUUGGCAUAUAGUACUUAAAAAGCCUUGGCCGAAAAUUCCUAGUCUAAAAGAACUUUGCUAUGCAAAGCAUCUUGAAACCGACGUUAUUGAAGAAAAUUUCGGUCCUAAGGAUGCAUUAACUAAUGAAAUGUUUUUGCAAGAAUUCAGUUCAUUCGUUAAUGAAAUUCAAGUAACUGGUGAACAAUUGAGAGAUAUUCGAAAAGAAAACAGAAUAGCUUACAAACCACAAGAUUCCGCUUCAUUAAUCCAGUCAGACGGGCAACGAGAGCAAGAGGCAGAUAAUCUGUUUAAAAAAUUAUUUAUAAGUCGACUUAAAACAAUAUAG
Molecule: messenger RNA, 483 nt
Organism: Ambispora leptoticha
Lineage: Eukaryota; Fungi; Glomeromycota; Glomeromycetes; Archaeosporales; Ambisporaceae
Source: the annotation of a GenBank genome assembly